CACGGCACUGGCUAUGCCCCGUUCACGAUUCCAUUUGGUUGCUCGGCCGCUCGCUCUGACACCUUAAAGUGUCCGAUCAUACAACGUAUAUGGGCUCAGAUGAAUCACACAAUUCAAAUGCAUGCACGCGACGCUGGACUGCACACGCAGCGGCCCGUGGCUGGCUCGUUGCCACAGCGCGAGUGCACCCAGCCCCAUCCAUGCCGGGCCUCCCGCUCCGGCCGCGGUGCUCGCGCCCCCCUCUCGCCCACAACACCCAGACAUGGUUUCCUUAACACACAAUGCCGCUUUGCUAGGCUGGUACCGGCCGCAGCACCGGAGGGCGCCGCGGCGGCAGCGGCAGCGGCACACGCAGCCCCGGCACCUCUGCCAGCCCAGGAACAGCAGCAACCACAACAACAGCAGCCGCAGCAGCCGCAGCAGCAGCAGCCGCAGCCGCAGCAGCUUCCAGCCAGCUACCGGAGGCUGGUGGCCAGGAGCUGCGGCGGCAGCUUCCGGGAAGUGGCAGAGGUGGUCACAGAGCGCCUUACGCCGCCGGGCCCUGGAGAGGUGCUGGUGCGGGUGCUGGUGGCGGGCGUCAACGGCGGCUGUGAGACGUUCCGGGCGCGUGGCGAGUUCGCGUUCGCAGGGAACCGGGAACUGCAGGGCUUUGCUCUGGGCGCGGAGGGGGCGGGCCGCAUCGUGGCGUUGGGGCCCGGCGUGAAGGGGCUGCAGGUGGGGCAGCUGGUGGCGCUCAACGGCGCCGCCGCCUUCGCCGAGUACGCCACCACCCGCUCCUCACUGGUGGUGCCCGUGCCCGUGCCCGCACCUGGAGCCGUACCGUCAGAUGUCGUGGAUGUGGGCUCGGCGGCAGGAAGUGGUGGCGGCGGCGGCAUUGGGCCGGCGGAGGCGGCGGCGCUGGUGCUGUCUGGAGUGACUGCGUGCGCGGCGCUGGAGGCCACCGCGCGAAUCCGGGCGGGCGAGGUUGUAGUCGUGACGGCGGCGGCGGGCGGCACAGGCCACUUCGCGGUGCAGCUUGCCGCGCUGGCGGGCUGUGUGGUGGUGGCGGUGGUGGGCGGGCCUGCCAAAGCGGCGGCGGCGGCGGCGCUCGGUGCACGCCACGUGAUUGACUACAGCCGCGAGGACGUAGCUGCCUCGCUGCAACGGCUGUUCCCGGGCGGUGUGGAUGUGGUGUACGAGGGAGUGGGCGGGGCAGUACGGCAGGCGCUGCUGGGCUGCCUGGCGCCCGGGGGGAGGCUGCUGCAGGUCGGCUACAUAUCUGAAUACCCGCACACCACCAGCAGCAACGGCAGUAGCAGCAGCAGCUCUAGAAGUAGCAGCGGCAGUAGCAGUAGCAGCACUGAUGGCGGCGGCGGCGGCUGUGCGGGAACCAGCACACCCGGUGCAAACUCCUCGACCCCCUCUUCAGCUCCUGCAGCUGCUGCCGGGCCAGCGUCUGCGGCGGCUACUGCCGCGGGCGCGGCCGCUACAGCCCCGCCCGCCGCGGAGCUGUUCUGGGGCGGUACGGAUGUGGAGCUGGGGGAGGGGCGGCGGGUGAUCGGGCAGAUCUGGCCCAAGGAUCUCAAGUCAUUACUGCGCUGCCGCAAGAGGGUGUUUGAGCUGGCGGCGGCGGGACGGCUGCGAGUGAUGACUGACCAGGGGCAUGAGCGGCAGGGCGUGGAGGGCGUGGCGGAGGCGAUUGAGUACAUGCUCCGAGGGCAGCACGUGGGCAAGGUGGUCAUUCGGAUUGCUGAGGAGGAGUCAUGCAUGUUGCAAAUGCGGCAACGCUUUGUCUUUCAGGCGCACCGUACAUUGAGGACAAGUGCGGCAAGAUGCGGCGGCAGUAGGCACGCAGCAGGGAUCAUCGCUAGCUCCGGCCGCCGCGGCCUAGGCAGGCGCUCCCUCUUUGAUGGUGGUGACGCUGAGAUGGAUGAUGCGCCAAAUGCGAUGGCCGCGCUGGCUAGUGCCGCUGCAGUGGCUGCCAACGCGAUGCAGCAGCAGCAGCGCUCUGCACCACCCGCUGCAGGCGCCCGCUCGCCUACUGCUUCUGUCCAGUUCGUGCGGGAAAUCGACGCGGCGGGCAACAUCGUGAGCAACGCGGCGCGGCGCACCACGUAGGGGCCUUCCCCUUCUUGUCAAGCUUCUGUAAUAUUGUGUCAACAGGAUCGAUUGGAUCUUGCGACUUGAGGCGCAGUUGGCAGUGACCUCUAUCCCGUUCUCCCGCGAAGAGGUCGGGGAGGCGGGAUACUGGGAUACGGAACUUUUCAAGAGGGGCGGGUUCCACGCCACCACCCAAGUCCUCAAACGUGAAUGAGCCAUCCGGUGGAAUGAUCACUGCCAUCUCUUUCUUAGAGUCCUCUAGUCCUUUGACUCUACCGGGGCGCCGGGACACAAGCUCGGGCGCGACGGCGCGAACUUCAGCGAGCUUCUGCUCAAGCGAGAUUCGCUUCAGUACCUGAGGCUUAUCUGCCUUGAUCAUGUAUACUCCGCAACCUAAGAUAGUCAAGCCAAGAAACACGGAAACGGUGAACGCUGCGAGCCAAGUUGUCCAUUCGAGCGUUUCUCUGCGAUACCAGCCUGAGGAGGGUGCCAUGGCGUGCAACACUUCGUAUGUACUAUAUUAGUCUGUGGGCAGCUAUGCAUACUUGGGCGGGGCGCUUGAGUUCCGAGCCGCGCCGCGGGGUUACAGGGUUGGGAGUUCCCAACGCAGUGUACAGGAUGGGGGGGGGGGUGCAAGGGCGUGCCAGAGCGCGACCGGAUGUAAAUGCGUUUAUGU
Messenger RNA from Chlamydomonas reinhardtii, 2755 nucleotides. RefSeq lists its product as uncharacterized. Gene Ontology annotation, molecular function: oxidoreductase activity. Lineage: Eukaryota; Viridiplantae; Chlorophyta; Chlorophyceae; Chlamydomonadales; Chlamydomonadaceae. The transcript has 14 exons. Gene Ontology annotation, cellular component: mitochondrion. The coding region runs from base 118 to 2097 and encodes 659 amino acids. The record is from RefSeq and is a predicted model, not a curated record.